CGCUUUGACCACAAGCUGCGAGAAAGAAGAUCCGAGCACACGCAAAGAGGACAGCAAGCCUUGCGCCCGUCUUGCCGUGCAGCUUCGCCUUGCAAACCACCCCCGGUUCAAAUGACAUCUGAGAAAUCCCCGCGAUAAACCCCCCCAUCCCGCAUCCCGCAUCCCGUCGCCAUGCCCCCGCGAAUAAACAUCCCGCCAGUCACACGAGCCCUGCUCGGCACUCUGCUGUUCCAGUCUGUCCUGAGCGCCGCGAUUAGAUAUCGCCAGUGGUCCGAGGAUACGGACAUCGUCAUCCCAUACUUGACGCUCAUCCCUCAGCUGUCCAUUACAUACCCCUGGACCUUUCUGACGGCGUCCCUGGUGGAGGGCAACAUCUUUACGUUUGGCAUAGGCGCUACGACUCUGUAUCAUGGCGGCAGGUAUCUGGAGAGGGCUUGGUCGUCGGCAGACCUGGCCAAGUUUAUUGUGGUUGUUUCCCUGAUCCCAAAUGUCCUGACGUUUUUUACCAUGGUCUUCUUCUAUACCCUGACCAGGAAUCCUGACUGGACACUUACGGUCAUCGGCGGUACCAUUCCCUUCCAGAUCGCUUUCCUAGUUGCCUUCAGCCAGCUCAUCCCCGCACAUACGGUAACGCUCUUCCGUGGAGUUGUCUCUCUCCGAGUCCCGAGAAUCCCAAUGAUCUACAUCGGCAUCGUCACCGUGCUCUCGUUCACACCAUUGCUGUCGCGAGCCGCUCUGUGGUUGGCCAACUUCAGCUUCAUCACCAGCUGGACAUACCUGCGGUUUUUCAAGGUUGUCUUUCCCGACCUUGAUACAGCUCAGCCAUCAUCGCUGCGUGGGGACGCCAGCGAAACGUUUGCCUUUGCCGAGUUCUUCCCAGGACCUAUCAAGCCCUUUGUGGCUGCCGUCGCAGAUCAGAUAUACGGUAUCCUUGUGAUGAUUCGGCUCUGCAAGCCUUCAGGACAGCGGGGCAUAGCCACACGUCAUGACAGCAUUUCGCAGAGGGGGGCGCCGGGAAGUGCUCGUGCCGAAGCGGAGAGGAGGAGAGCCAUCGCACUGAAGGCGCUGGAUCAGAGACUGAAUGCAGCCACCGCUGCUGCUCGAACACAGCCGGCCCCAGCUCCGCCACCAGCUGCUGCUCAGUCGAGCGGCCCACCUGUACAGGUUCAGCCCCAAACAAGUGCUCAGACAGCGAUGAAGUCUGAGCCAGGACCGAUGCUUGGCGAGACCAAGUUUGAACCAGAGGAAGAUGAUUCAUAGGAGAUUCUUGAGGAUGGGCCGCAGAUUCGUAUGAUGUAAUGAUACAAGUGAUAUUGGCGGCGCCUCGUAGUUGGGGCAAGGGAACCAGGGGCGGUAACGUCACGAAUCAAAUGAUAAUAAUGAUGCAAGCGGGUAGCGGAUUGGAUCGAUGGACAGUAAGUUGGCGCCUUGGUGUUGUCCUGGAUCAUGGGGUUAAUUGUCUAGCCAGCACGUCAAGAAUGAAUCAUGCCUUGUUUGCCGUGUCGACACAAUACAGUAUGCCCGUUUUAAAGUUGUACUUUUGAUGAGCACCACACUCUGUACUUGUCUUGGAAUAGACAUGAGACAUGGGCGUUUUGUGUUGGCAAGGCGCUUUGCACAGACGGCAGCAGACUCAAGCUUUGGGGGAGGAGGGAAGCAGAUAGAAGAGCAGCGAAUACUUGUUAAUCAAAUGGAAGCUGAGCGACGAUCAGUCGAGCUGAUUGGAUUAGAGCAGGGAGGUAGCCUUGUUCGUCUCACGAUGGCAUGGUACGUAGCACAAUAUACAUUGGCAGCUAAGCGGCUGCAUGUGAGAAAUAAGAGUCUCUCAUGACACCUGG
Trichoderma virens Gv29-8 is the source of this 1838-nucleotide messenger RNA. RefSeq lists its product as uncharacterized. The transcript has 2 exons. Lineage: Eukaryota; Fungi; Ascomycota; Sordariomycetes; Hypocreales; Hypocreaceae. Gene Ontology annotation, cellular component: membrane; Golgi apparatus. Gene Ontology annotation, biological process: retrograde vesicle-mediated transport, Golgi to endoplasmic reticulum. The record is from RefSeq and is a predicted model, not a curated record. Bases 172 to 1260 code for a protein of 362 amino acids.